GCGGCCACGUUUCGCCUCGUCGGCUCCUCAACAUUGUGCUCCCCUUCUCCGCAACGCGCGUGACACACAGCGCGGUCAUGUCUCUUGGAAAAGUUGCCCGGAGUUUGUCGAGGCCGGUCGGCGGCGCGCUGCGCGCCUCGGCCUCCAGCCGGAGCUACUCGGCUGUGGCCGAAGCCCGGGCGGUGCUGGAGGGCGAGCUCGACGGCAUCCGAUCCGCGGGCACGUGGAAAGCGGAGCGGAUCAUCACGUCGAGCCAGGGACCUCGAAUCAACGUGGCCAGUAGCAGCGGCAGCAUAUUGAAUUUCUGCGCCAACAACUACCUCGGGCUGUCGAGUCACCCGGAGGUGGUGCAGGCCGGGAUCGACGCUCUGAAGACGCACGGUGCCGGGCUGAGCUCCGUCCGAUUCAUCUGCGGCACGCAGGAUCUGCACAAAAAUCUGGAGCAGAAGCUGGCGCAGUUUCACGAGCGGGAGGACUGCAUCCUCUACGCCAGCUGCUUCGACGCCAACGCCGGACUGUUUGAGGUUCUGUUGGGACCGGACGACGCUGUGCUGUCCGACGAGCUCAACCAUGCCUCCAUCAUCGACGGGAUCCGCCUGUGCCGAGCAAAGAGGCUCCGCUACAAGCACAUGGACCUCGAGAGCCUGGAGGCCAAGCUCAAAGAGUCUCAGUCCUCUCGCAUGCGCCUGGUCGUGACGGACGGUGUCUUCUCGAUGGACGGAGACGUGGCGCCGCUAUCGCAAAUCUGUGACCUGGCCGAGCGGUACGGCGCCAUGGUGUUCAUCGACGAAUGCCACGCCACCGGAUUCCUGGGGCCCCGAGGCAGAGGGACGGACGAGCUGCUGGGAGUGAUGGAGCGAGUGGACAUCAUCAACUCCACCCUGGGGAAAGCACUGGGAGGAGCCGCUGGUGGCUACACAGUCGGACCCAAGCCCCUCAUCGACCUGCUGCGGCAGCGCUCGCGGCCGUACCUGUUCUCCAACUCCCUCCCCCCUCCGGUGGUGGGAUGCGCCACUCGGGCUGUGGAGCUGCUGCUGGCCUCCAAUGAGAUCUCACAGAGCAUGGUGGCCAAAACCAUGAGAUUCAGGAACAAGAUGACGCAGGCCGGCUUCCCCAUCUGCCCCAGCGCUGGGCGGCUGGCCUCCGUGAUGGCCGACGACAUGCUGCAGCUCGGCGUCUACGUGAUCGGGUUCUCCUUCCCCGUCGUGCCAAAGGGCAAAGCCAGGAUCCGCGUCCAGAUUUCCGCGGCCCACACGGACGAGGACAUCGACCACUGUGUGGACGCCUUCAUCCAGACGGGCAGGAAGCACGGCGUCGUCUCCUGAGCGCAGGAAGCAGAACGAACGCCGGCGACGACGCGCCCGCUCGCGCUGCCGGUUCCUCGAGACCCAAGAAUGACGCUGCUGGAUAUGUUAGUUACAUUUGUAGGUCAAUGGAUGACGAUGUUAUUGAUGCCUUUGCUGAGCAGAAUAAAGCACUUUUCCUAACGUG
Pseudoliparis swirei is the source of this 1491-nucleotide messenger RNA. RefSeq names its product glycine C-acetyltransferase (gene gcat). Gene Ontology annotation, biological process: biosynthetic process; L-threonine catabolic process. The record is from RefSeq and is a predicted model, not a curated record. Lineage: Eukaryota; Metazoa; Chordata; Actinopteri; Perciformes; Liparidae. Gene Ontology annotation, molecular function: pyridoxal phosphate binding; glycine C-acetyltransferase activity.